Molecule: messenger RNA, 3784 nt
Organism: Coregonus clupeaformis (lake whitefish)
Lineage: Eukaryota; Metazoa; Chordata; Actinopteri; Salmoniformes; Salmonidae
Product: engulfment and cell motility protein 2
Exons: 23
Coding region: 175-2346 (723 amino acids)
Biological process (GO): cell motility; actin filament organization
Source: RefSeq, a predicted model, not a curated record
GUGGAAAUGUAUCGUUUUACCACAGAUGCUCCAUUGGUGGAAGUAUUAAACAGCAGCGAUACGGUCUAGGCCAUGGGGGGAGCUGAUGCCAUGGUCUGAAACGUGAGACUGAGAGAGCGAGUGAGGUGCCCACUCAACGCUCCUCCAACAGUGGUGUGUGAGAGGACAGCAGCCAUGCCACCCCACUCUGACAUCGUCAAGGUGGCCAUCGAGUGGCCCGGCGCCAACGCCCAGCUCAUCGAGAUUGACCAGAAGAAGCCUCUGUCCUCUAUCAUACGGGAGGUGUGUGAUGGCUGGUCUCUGUCUGGCUCUGAGCAGUUUUCCCUGCGUUAUGCUGACGGUCCUCAGCUCUACAUCACUGAACAGAGCCGUAGUGAAAUGAAGAAUGGGACCAUCCUUCGAUUAGCCAUAUCUCCUGCCCGUGCAGCGCGGCAGCUCCUGGACAGGAUCCAGUCUCACGGCAUAGACGCCCGCCUGGAGGCCCUGAAGGAGCUGGCCAAGCUGUCAGCUGACCCCACCUUCGCCACUGAGUUCAUCAACAUGGAGGGCAUCGGGACCCUGGCGCGGCUGGUGGAGAGCGGCACCCACUUUGGGGAGAUGCUGGCCUUCACUCUCACCGCCUUCCUGGAGCUGAUGGACCAUGGAAUAGUGUCCUGGGACCUCAUCUCUCUGUCUUUCAUCAAACAGAUUGCGGGCUACGUGAACCAGCCGAUGGUGGACGUGUCCAUCCUGCAGCGCUCUCUGGCCAUCCUGGAGAGCAUGGUCCUCAACAGCCACAGCCUCUACCACCGGGUGGCGCAGGAUAUCACUGUUGGACAGCUCAUCGGACACCUGCAAGUAUCCAAUCAGGAGAUCCAGACCUACGCCAUCGCACUCAUCAACGCCCUCUUCCUCAAGGCACCGGAGGAUAGACGGCAGGAAGAGCAUAAUAACCCCCUGGACCAGCGGCUCACUGAGAUGGCGAGCACCCUGGCCCAGAAACACCUGCGAUCCAUCAUCCUCAAUCACGUUAUCCGAGGCAACAGACCAAUCAAAGCCGAGAUGGCGCACCAGCUCUACGUGCUGCAGGUGCUGACCUUUAACCUUCUGGAGGAACGCAUGAUGACCAAGAUGGAUCCCAGCGACCAGGCCCAGAGGGACAUCAUUUUCGAGCUGCGCAGGAUCGCGUUUGACGGGGAGAACGACCCCAGUGGCAUGGAGAAGAGAAAGGCCAUUUACACCAAGGACUACAAGAUGCUGGGCUUCACUAACCAUGUGAACCCUGCCAUGGACUUCACUCAGACCCCUCCAGGGAUGCUGGCCCUGGACAACAUGCUCUACCUGGCCAAGCUGCACCAGGACACCUACAUCAGGAUUGUUCUGGAGAACAGCAGCCGCGAGGACAAACACGAGUGCCCUUUUGGUCGCUGUGCCAUCGAGCUCACCCGUAUGCUGUGUGAGAUACUACAAGUGGGAGAAUUGCCCAACGAGGGCUGCAACGACUACCACCCCAUGUUCUUUACUCAUGACCGAGCGUGGGAGGAGUUUUUCUGCGUUUGCAUCCAACUGCUCAACAAGACCUGGAAGGAGAUGAGGGCUACGGCUGAGGACUUCAACAAGGUGAUGCAGGUGGUUCGGGAGCAGAUCACCCGGGCUCUGGCCAUGAAGCCCUCGUCCCUGGACCAUCUGAAGGGUAAACUGCGAGGCCUCAGCUACUCGGAGAUCCUGCGUCUGCGGCAGUCAGAGAGGAUGAGCCAGGAUGACUUCCAGUCACCACCCAUUAUUGAGCUACGUGAGAGGAUUCAGCCAGAGAUCCUGGAGCUGAUCAAGCAGCAGAGGCUCAACCACCUGUGUGAGGGAAGCUGCUUCCGCAAGCUGGGUAACCGCCGCAGACAAGAGAAGUUCUGGUUCUGCCGCCUGUCUCUGAAUCACAAGGUGCUGCACUAUGGAGAUCUGGACGAGUCUCCCCAGGGGGAAGUGCCUCUUGAGCUGCUCACUGACAAGAUCUCCGUGUCUGAUAUCAAGUCUGUGGUGACGGGGAAGGACUGUCCCCACAUGAAGGAGAAGAGUGCACUGAAACAAAACAAGGAGGUGUUGGAGCUGGCCUUCUCCAUCCUGUAUGAUCCUGAUGAGAACCUCAACUUUGUGGCUCCCAACAAAUAUGAGUACUGUAUCUGGACUGAUGGGCUGUGUGCGUUGCUGGGCCGAGAGAUGGGAAGUGACCUCACCCGCAGCGACCUGGACACGCUCAUCUCCAUGGAGAUGAAGCUCCGCCUCCUGGACCUGGAGAACAUCGCCAUACCCGAAGCCCCUCCCCCUGUGCCAAAAGAGCCCAGCACUUACAACUUCACCUACAACUACGGCUGAGGUUUGUGUGAGUGCGAGAGAGACUGUAUUUGUGUAGGUGUGUGUGGGGCACAAUUGUGUGUGUGCGUUUGUGUGUAAUAAGACAAUGAAACCACUCAUCUCCUAGCCACUUAAUCUUGAACUCAACAUCACUUGUCUGAUGCUCUGAAAUCCAACUGCCCACAAUUAAUCCAGGCAGGCUACGCAACACUAGACGACAAAAUGUGCCAUUGUAUUUUUAAAAAUCACCAUUAUUAUACGAGCUUGAUACGAACCUGAAUGUUAAUAUUUUGUUUCGUAACUCAUCACUUCAUGGCCUUAUCAACUUGUUUUGUUAAAUAAGCUCUGAAUGUUUUGAACAGUUACAGCUGAGCCCCACUAUUGCUUCAUGCAUCGUCAUAACAACAGAACCAGUUUGAACUGACACAUGGGCCAGGGUCUUUUGCAAGGUGUUGUAUUCAAGUCACUCCCCGUGUCCGCUCAUCCUCUAAUUCAGUACUAAUCAAUAUUAUUGAUGUUUGUUAUGCAGAAUAUUAUUAUAUUUUUAUAAACGAUUAUGUGAACUCCGUCUCAGCUUUGAAGAGAAGGAACACUAACUUUCUAGCAACCUACUAAUUUGACUUCAAAAGUAGUGGUUUAGGGCACAAAAGAUUGAGCUAGAUAUUAAACUGACAGAGGUCUCAGAGAAAGCAGUAAGCCAUUUGUAGGCUUAUCACAUGUUUGGCUUCUAUAAUUAUUCUACUUUGUACAGUCAAACUCAGUUGCCAAAUGGUGAUCUGGAUGUGGAGGCAUUUAACACUAAACAAAUGGAGCUUUCACCACGCAAGAACUCUGAAGUCAUAUUCUCUGGAAUUAGUAGGUUAGGAGAUGGCCAAAAUGUCUCAUAACAUGAAUCCUCAAUGGUCAACGUGUCAAAUGUUGGAUAAUAUGUUUUUGUUGUAUCUUGCACUGCUAAUGAAAGUAACAAGAAAUGUGCUCAGUGUAUGCUAUUGGAGUUUGGUUACGCUGUACUUAAAUUAAUAGGAUUCAGUGGUCUUGUAUUGGAAGUUAUUUCAACAAAAAAAAUUAUACCUUUGUAAAAGGGUUCUGGGUCUUGAUAUUUGAUGUCCCAUUGUUCAUAGUACACAAUCAGAAGGGGAUGUUAUGUCAAAGACAUCACUGUCAAAAGUGUGUAGCUGCUUAGAGAAUUCUACAAAAUGCCACAUUGAACAAAGUGGUGUUGCUAAUGGACAAGGAGACUUCUGACUUCUGAAGAGGCUUUAGCAUUUGGUACUCUUUAACAUUACUUGCUAAACCAUGACCGUGUUCAGACUAGUGCUGGUAGUGAAUGACAUGUUGUUAGUCAUGAAAUACAUUUUAAAUAUGGUAUUCAUAUAUAAAUAAUUGUCUGUAUAUAUUGUGUUGCUUUAUUUAAAAAAAUGUAUUUUGUUUUGUGUGAAUAAAUACAACGUUAAACUGG